UUUCUUGACUCCUUGGAGUUUGUAAUUUGUUCCUACACCCCGCAGUGCUGGUUUUUACGGAGAUACUUAAAGGUACGACAUUGGUCCUUCCCAAAAUGUAUGGACUGGUUUCCCUCCACUGACUCGUUGGCUCUUUCGCUACGCCUCCAGGAGAGGAUGCAGAUGUCAAAGUACAAGAGCCAUAAACUGACUAGGUGUCUGUCCCGUGAGAGGGUUUAACCUUUCAGGACUCUCGUAGUGGCAGGACCGACUCAUUUCUCCCGAUGAUGAUUGCAUAUCUUCUCUAUACGGUGUUCGCGGGCCUGGCGGCUUUGCCAUUCCUGCUUUACGCGAGAAACCCUUAUUUAUUGAAAGAUUUGAGUUAUGUCGCGACUGCGUUAAAAAUUGCUGGCCACAUGAACAAAUUCACGAGGCGGAAGCCGUUUUACAGCAUUCUGGACUGUUUCCUGGACAAGGUGGCGAGGCAGCCGCAUAAAAGCUUCAUCGUGUUCGAGGAGGGCUCCUACACCUACAGCCAAGCCGACAGGGAGAGCAGCCGGGUGGCCAGGGCCCUGUCGACGUCUGCUCCUCUGGACCAGGGGGACACGGUGGCCCUCCUCCUGGGCAACGAGCCCCAGUUCGUGUGGCUCUGGCUGGCGCUGGCCAAGCUGGGGUGCACGGCCGCUCUGCUGAACUACAACAUCAGGUCCAAAUCUCUGCUGCACUGUUUCUCCUGCUGCGACGCCAGGGUCCUGGUCGCUGGCGCCGAGUUCCGGGGUGCUGUAGAGGAGGUGUUGCCCACCUUGCACGAGCAGGGCGUCCGUGUGUUUGUCCUCGGCGAGGACUGCGAUGUGGAGGGCAUCGAAAGCCUCUCUGAUAAAAUUCAGCGGGCCUCAGACCAGCCUCUGUCGCCUCAGCUGAGGGCCAACAUUAACAUCAAGAGUCCUGCGGUGUACAUCUAUACCUCAGGGACCACAGGGCUUCCCAAGGCAGCUGUAAUUAACCAGGAGAGGCUAUGGAGGGCAUCCUUUCUUCAGUCUAUUGCUGGCGUACGCUCAGACGAUAUCAUCUACAUAUACCUGCCUCUCUACCACAGUGCAGGCUUUCUGAUGGGACUUUGCGGAGCCAUAGAAAAAGGUAUCACUGUUGUUUUAAGACGUAAAUUCUCUGCCUCUCACUUCUGGAAUGACUGUAGAAAGUACAAUGUGACCAUUAUUCAGUACAUAGGAGAAAUUAUGCGCUACCUCUGCAACACACCAAAGCGAGACAAUGACAGAGACCAUAAAGUCCGCUUGGCUUUGGGGAACGGGAUAAGGCUCGACACCUGGGCAGACUUCCUGCAGCGAUUUGGGGACAUUCGUGUUGUUGAAUGCUACGGAGCGACAGAAGGAAAUAUUGGCUUUGUCAAUUACAUUGGGAAAAUUGGAGCUAUUGGCAAAGAAAAUUUUCUUCACAAAAUGGCAUGUCCGUAUGCCCUGAUAAGGUACGACACAGAGAAAGAGGAGCCAGUCAAAGACUCAAGAGGAUUUUGUAUUGAAGUCCCCAGAGGAGAGACCGGCUUGUUGGUGGCAAAGAUCGGAGAAGGAGCACCUUUCAGCGGCUAUGCCAAGAACAGGCAGCAGACAGAGAAGAAGAAGCUGAGAGAUGUAUUUGUGAAGGGAGACCUCUACUAUAACAGUGGCGACCUUCUAAAGAUCGACAGUGAAGGAUUUAUCUUCUUUCAAGACCGCAUUGGAGACACUUUCAGGUGGAAAGGAGAAAAUGUGGCAACCACUGAGGUGGCCGGUCAUCUGCUCAUGGUGGACUGCGUUGAGGAGGCUAAUGUCUAUGGUGUGAAGGUGCCAGGACAUGAGGGUAGAAUUGGAAUGGCAGCACUAAAGCUGAAGGAAAACAUGGACUUUGACAGCAAAGCUACAUAUCAGCAUGUCAAAAACUACCUCCCCAGCUACGCAAGACCACGCUUCAUUCGCAUACAGAAUGCACUUGCAGUGACUGGGACGUUUAAGCAAAUCAAGAUGAAGCUGGCAGAGGAGGGCUUUAACCCUGCUGUCAUCAGGGACUGUCUGUUCUACCUGGAUGACAAUAAAGGCUACGUACCCAUGACUCAGGAGAUAUUCGACUCCAUUGCAGAGGGAAGAAUCAGGCUCUGAAUGAGUUCAGUGUUCAUUAUUAGAUUGUCAACCUCGAAUAGUACAUUUGAUUUCUAGGUUUCAGCUGAUACAGGAUACCAAAUAAUGCUUUAAAGGCCUGUACAUUGAGCAUUUAUGUGCAGCGCAUUUCAUGAUCUACUUUAUCAUCUGAUAAGAAUAUUGCCUACUGAAAUAUUGCAAGGGAUAUAAAGUUGCUUGAAAUACUUUCUAUUAAAAAGAUUUUAAAAACAUGGUUGUAAAUGAGCAAAGCAAUUCCAAAUCACUUACAUACCUUAAUUAGAUAGUGAUCUUCAAUUUGCCAAGAGGUGACUGUGGUGGCUCAGCACCCACACAGCCAAUGCAGCAGUAAAUUGCUUAAUUAUCCGUAGCUGAAUUAUUGUUUGUUUGUGUGUGCGUGUGUGUGUGUGCGUGAGUGCGUGCGUGCGUGCGCUACUGCACACUGCUUUCAGGAUCAUUGCAGGAGCUUAGGUGCAGUGGCCGUUUCCAGUUGAGUAGGGGAGGGAGCCGCGUUGGCUAUAGGAGAAGAAGACAUACAGUUCAUUCUUCUGCAGGUGGAGGACAAGUGUUUUUGAGGUGCCUGUGAAACCUUCAGGGGGCAGCACAGCUGGUGCCGCCCACACUGCAACCACUGGUUGCAGAAACUCGGCACACUGUUGAACUUUGUCAGCUUCUUCAGGACCUGUUUACCCAGAAGACCUGAAGGCAUCUCUGUAAUCUUACACGUAGCACUGGAUCCUGUUGUUGAUGGUGUGGGGAGGGCACCUGAAGCAGCUUUAACACUAGGCCUUGUGUCAAAGUCGUAGCCAGACAGCGGCCCGAUGUAAGUGUAAGGCAGAGGCUCACUGUUGCAGCUAAGAGAGCGCAUUGGUCUCCUAGAUCGAUUCCAAGCCUUGUCAAUCCACAGCUCCACUUGCUCUUUGUCCAGCCUGGAUGCAGCAUCCUUUUUCUCAUCAGACCUGGCGUCGGAGUCUGGGUCCUGGUUUUCUUCUGCUCCUAUCACCUCAUCUUCCCCUGACUUGUGUUGAUCUGCAGCAUUCAGACCCUGCGUCUCCGCCAGAAGAGUGGAAGCCAUUUUGCAGAUGAUGCCCCAGUCCUUAAGGAUGUCAUCUGCAGUAGUGAACUGUGAGGUCACUGUGAAUCGGAUGAUGCGUUUGGUGUGAAUGUCCGCAGGGAUGAGGUACAUGGUGCCGGACCGGGUCAGUCUCCUCAACAGCUCCUGGGUCAAAGCAUUUCCUCCCUAGAUUAAGAAAGUGACAUAAAAUAUUCAUAAACAUUGUGAGGCCAAAAAACUCAAAGCUUCCAAACAAAACUAAAACAUUUUCGGUUUUCAAGGUUUCAGGUCUUUUUAGUGAUCACUCACAUAUUGUUGUGCCCUUUGCCUGCGCUUGAUAAAACUCCUUAACCUUAUUCAAGUAACUCACCUUUGAACGAGGUGUGACUGGAAAGCUUGUUCACAGCAAUACUGAUUAGCCAGUGAAAGACAUGUUGCUUAACAAAGAUGCAAGCCUAGUUUAACACAAACAUUUUUCUUCAUAGUUUACUGCUGUGCUACAUACUUUCAGACAGAAGACAACCAGGCCAAGGUGCCUCAAAGCAGGAACCUCAAAAUUUGGGUCACUCCUUAUGUGAGACUCUAAGAGCUUUGCCAUCUCAAUCCCCUGAAAACAACAGAAAAUAAUACACAUUAAAAUUCUGAAACUUUAAAAUAAAUAAAAUCCUGUGGGUUGCCACAUUUAAAGAAUUCCCUACUGUAAGUAAACUUUGUGCUAAUUCCCUAAUUUGAUCAUACUGGACUUUUUUUUUCCCUAAAAUAAUUUGCAUGAAGAGAACUGAAUUCCACUUACGUGUCUGAUAUGAGCCUGGAGGUUUUUCAGUCCAAAGCAGCGCAUGACAAACCAGAGUUUGAGAGAACGGAAACGUCGGCUGAGGGGAAUUUGCCAAUGCUGGACAACAGAAAAUGCACCGUUAUUACUGUUACUGGAUUAAAUUAUUCACUAUAAUAGUUAAAUAUAUAAUUUGGUGAAGAUGUGAUAUUAUCAUACCAUAAAAUCAGUGGCUGCCUGUGAGUUGUCAUGUCUGAGAUAAACGGGAUCAACACUGAAGGUCUGUUGGAGCUUAUAUUUAUCCCUAACCCUGAGAAAACAAAGUUAAACCAUAUUACCAAACAACAAGUCUCCUUCAUAUUAACUUUGGAUUUAUUGGUUUUUAAUUUCAGACCUAUAUUCGUAGAUAAUAUUUAUUUCUAUAGAGGGGGGAAAAGGCUUCGGUGUUCUUACUCACCAGAAAGCUGUGCAGUCAAAAUGGACCAUCAUCCACUUGGAAGGGUUAAAGACAAAAGAGUGAGCAAAUUCAAUGCCCUCCAGUGACCAGCGGAGCUCAGGACAGAAAUAGGCUGAGCCAGCAUACGCAGCAUCAACAUGUAGCCACAGUCCCUCUUCUGUACCUGUGUGUAAAAAAAAAAAAAAACCUUACUUAAAAGUACUGUACUUAUAAUGCAUGUCAGUGGAAUCACACAAUGUUUGACUUUACAGACGGUGUAAAGGCAGACAUCACUGAAUGUAAGUGUGAAGACAUACACACUGGUCCCAGUUCAGAUAACUUGUCAAAGGCACACACUCCUGUAGUUCCCAAAGUUGCA
Messenger RNA from Xiphias gladius (swordfish), 4767 nucleotides. Its product is annotated as very long-chain acyl-CoA synthetase-like. The transcript has 10 exons. The coding region runs from base 264 to 2129 and encodes 621 amino acids. Gene Ontology annotation, molecular function: long-chain fatty acid transmembrane transporter activity; long-chain fatty acid-CoA ligase activity. The record is from RefSeq and is a predicted model, not a curated record. Lineage: Eukaryota; Metazoa; Chordata; Actinopteri; Istiophoriformes; Xiphiidae.